Molecule: messenger RNA, 1654 nt
Organism: Ceutorhynchus assimilis (cabbage seed weevil)
Lineage: Eukaryota; Metazoa; Arthropoda; Insecta; Coleoptera; Curculionidae
Source: the annotation of a GenBank genome assembly
AAACAAUUUCACACUAGAGAUAAACCCAAUUUGUAACCAAAGUCUGUGUAACCAAGCAUUCAAUGGGGACUCCCCAAGCUUCGAAAAAAAAUUGCUAAAAUCUUGAAAAUCAACUUUUAUUUGUGUUCCUCCUCAACUAAACGAAUUGUAAACAUAUAUUUCGACUAUACGAGUACCCAGGCCGUGGUUCCGUUUAAUAAAUUAGCGGGUUCCAGCUAAAAUAUGUAGCCUGGUGGUACCGCGUAUAGCAGGUUCCGAUAUUUAAACAUUAAACCGAAAGAUGCGGUGGCCAGCAGUCGGUUUAUAUCAGUCGGGUGAGUAAAUCACUCUGACCUUUUGACGAAAAAUUUUUCAAAAAAAUAAUGCGAUACUAAUACAACAAUAAUAUGUGCUUUGAUAAUAGGACGCUAUUGUUAUGGAUUAUUUGUGCGAUCAAAAUGAGUUUUUGCUACGAUUGGAUUGAUGGUAAUAAUGCGACAUCUAAUAGGUUUUUAUCUGAUGAGGGUUCGGCAUGUCAAAAACUGGGUCUGGCUGGAAUUUGUAGGAAAGUCAACAAUUGUCCGAUAGCUUUGGAUGCAAUUAGACGUAAAAGACCGCACAAUCUGCUCCGGUGCGGUUUUGUUGGCAUUGACGAGGUUGUAUGCUGUCCCGAUUUGGCCGAAAGAAAUCCAGUAGAUGAUGAAACGAGCACCAUAGACCAAUUGACCGUUUGGUCCGAAUUACCUGUUACUAAAAAUCCUGUCGAUACCAAAACACCAAGCGGAAGGCUCAAAGCAAAGCGAAAAUGCGAAAUAAUGUGCGAAAAAAUCUACAAGGACAACAAUAUCGCUCCUGUCAUAGAUUUCCAUGUAUUAAAUGGGGAGGAUGCUAAAACAGGACAAUUUCCGCAUAUGGCAGCUCUUGGCUAUAAAGAUAAAGACGACAGUAGGAUUAUUGACUGGCGUAGAUGCGGUGCCUCCCUAAUUUCAUCACGGUUUUUAUUAUCGGCAGCUCAUUGCAGUUUUUGUAGCGAUUGCGAGGAUCCUGUUAAAGCUCGUUUUGGCGUUGUAGAUCUAAGAGAUGAUGCCUCAGCUCAAGACAUAGACGUAAAAUCGGUAACGAUAUUUGAAAAGUACAACGGAGCUUCGAGACAUAACGAUUUAGCUCUAGUGGAGCUUGUUAGAGAUGUUAAGACGAGUAGAAAUGUUUAUCCAGCUUGUUUGCACGUGCCAUCAGAUGAUCCAGAAGGAUUACUGGUUACAGGAUGGGGCCAAACUCAAGCGGACGACACCGAUAGUAGAUCGUUUAUUUUACAGUUUGCUGUUAUUCAACCUGUUGCAAUCAACAGGUGCAAUACUACGAUUUUGUCUAAGAGUCCAGCUAAUACGCUUAAAACUAUCGUUAAUUCUCAGAUAUGUGCCAUAUCGACUAGCGAUGCUUGCCAGGGUGAUUCUGGAGGACCUAUACAAAUUAUGACGAAAGGAGGAGGUUACGAUAUUGUCGGUAUCGUAUCGUAUGGGAUUCAAUGCGGCAGCACGGCACCUGGAAUUUACACAAGAGUUUCAGCUUAUUUGGACUGGAUUGAGGAAAAAGUUUGGCCGAGUUGAAACUGUGUAUUGUUAAUUAAAUAAAAUAUUUUGUUUUCUUUGCCUUUGUAUAUCUCAUUUGCCCCUUG